AUGGAGAUUUCUUCAAAAUUACCUCCGGAGUCAUACCAGAAAUUAUCCAGAUUAAUCCACACCAAGGACAUCUUUGGUUCUAUCUAUAUUAUCGGCCUAAUUUCUACAUAUCUGUACAAGAAUCGCUCGGAUAUCUUCACCGUAAUACUUUCAAUAUAUGCAAAUCUGUUGAUAUUUCAGAUGGAUAUGCUGUAUGUAAACUGUGUUUGUGUAUUAAAAGUCUGUUUCAAAGAAAUUGAUAACAAUCUACGACACAUACAAAAAUUUAUAGUAAACAGUGAACAAUAUGUUCUCACAUCUUAUUAUGAGCCCAGGAAUUCAUCCUUGAUAAUUAAGCUUAAGGCUUUAAAGAAGCAACAUAUGAUGACUAGCAAUACAGUACAGAUACUGAAUACUAUUUUCAGUGGACAAGUUCUUAUUACGAUACUCAUAGCUCUUAUUGAAAUUAAUCUUGACAUAUAUUGUCAUGCAGUAGAGUGGCAUGAUGGAUUAGUUAUUAAUUUGAAUAGACAAUUUAGUGAUUUAUUCUUACUAGGCAUAAUUUAUUACAUUGCAAAAACGGCGUUAAUUUUUUGGACUUGCGAAACUACAAAGAAUCAGGCUCAAGAAAUCCGUACAACGAUUCACGACGUACUUAACAGCACCAGAGAUAAACCAAUCAAAGAUGAGUUGCAGUUGUUUUCCUUGCAACUAUUGCAUUACAAAAAUAUAUUUUCCGCCAAAGGUUUCAAUGUGGAUGCAACAUUUCUCGUUACA
Molecule: messenger RNA, 756 nt
Organism: Trachymyrmex septentrionalis
Lineage: Eukaryota; Metazoa; Arthropoda; Insecta; Hymenoptera; Formicidae
Product: putative gustatory receptor 28b
Exons: 2
Biological process (GO): sensory perception of taste
Cellular component (GO): membrane
Source: RefSeq, a predicted model, not a curated record